Molecule: messenger RNA, 1403 nt
Organism: Arachis duranensis
Lineage: Eukaryota; Viridiplantae; Streptophyta; Magnoliopsida; Fabales; Fabaceae
Exons: 1
Coding region: 167-793 (208 amino acids)
Source: RefSeq, a predicted model, not a curated record
AUAUACAGAGGUAGUGGCACUUUCUGCUGCAAGCUUAAUGCACUAAUCCGAAGAAAGGAGUGCAAAUGAGUUCGUAGUUGUACCAAUACUCCCUACUUUCCCUGCUCCACAAUAAAAUAAUCACCGCCACUCCCCUCCGUGGCGCUACCCAAUUCCGAAGCCGGACAUGGCCAAGGGUCGCAAGCUAACCACCAGCCGUAGCGAUCGCUUCCUCGAAACCUACCCCCAGGCCCAAUCAUCCGCCGGAGAUCCAUCGGAGCUCCGGGAAGAGGACAUCUGGUCCACGGCGGACGAUACCGAUGCCACCACCGCAGCUUACGCCGAUUGGGAGACAAUUGCCGCUGCGGAGUCAAACGGUGGCGGUGGCGCCACGUACCGUCGCCGGAUUCCCCGCGAUGGUCACCGACAAUCCGGUGGAUUGUCGCUGGCGUUUGAGGAUCCGGCUUGCAAUGCUGCGGCGACGCCAAGAGUCGUACACCAGUUCCGCCCUCGCGACGGCGGUACCGCUGCGGCUUCGCCGAGGGGGCGCCACGUGGCGCAGUCGGCGCCGGUGAACGUGCCGGAUUGGAGCAAGAUACUCCGAGUGGACUCCGCCGAGUCGCUGCACGGCGGUGGCGAGGAUGACGAUUUUGACGACGGCGCGUCAGAGAUGGUUCCGCCGCACGAGUACUUGGCACGAAGCCGGAAGGCGGCGGCGAACUCGGUUUUCGAGGGAGUCGGGCGAACCUUGAAGGGCCGGGACAUGAGCCGGGUACGUGAUGCCGUUUGGAGCCAGACCGGGUUCGAUGGAUGAAAUCCGGUUGGUUGGGGUAAGCGAUUAGAACCGGUUUGUAAUUGAGUUGGAUAUUGUUAAUUAUUGUUUAGAUUAAAGGAGAUGGUGGUGGUUAGUUCUGGAAAUUGCAAAAUAGAUUUAGUUUUUUUUUUUGAGUAAUAUUACUUUAAUAGCAAUAAUUUGUUAGACAAUUUUAAAUUGAGUAAUAAAAGGGUGGAUCCUGUACAUUUUGUGUGGCAAGGUAUAUUUUCUCUCAAUCCACUAUUUUGUUACUCAUCUUAAAGUUGUUUGAUAAUUUUAAGUUGUUAAAAUAAUAUUAUUCUGUUUUAUUUUUAUUUCCUUCGGUUUUGGGGUUGGUUUCAAGUUUACUUGAACGAAUGGCUUUUGUGGGCAAUGAUUCGGUUUGGGUGGACUCACAUGAAAAAGAGAGUUCAACUCAGUGGCGAGUGAGCCUAAGCAUUUUAAUUAAGCAUGUAUUUGGAAUCUUUGAAUUUUUCUGAAUUAUGGUUAUUAAGAUCAUCAUAAGCUAUAGUCUUAAGAACCUGAUUGCAUUUUGUUUUAUCAUCUGUAAUAUUGUAACUAUUCAAAUCUGUUAUUAUUAGACCAUAAUAAUACCAUAUUUUUCAUCUUA